This is a messenger RNA of Opisthorchis viverrini, 3467 nucleotides long. RefSeq lists its product as hypothetical. Gene Ontology annotation, cellular component: nucleus; endoplasmic reticulum. Gene Ontology annotation, molecular function: ubiquitin binding. The transcript is spliced from 13 exons. NCBI's taxonomy places the organism in Eukaryota, Metazoa, Platyhelminthes, Trematoda, Opisthorchiida, Opisthorchiidae. The record is from RefSeq and is a predicted model, not a curated record. The coding region runs from base 46 to 3024 and encodes 992 amino acids.
GCAUACGCUCCCGCCGCUCAGCUGUUUUCAAAACAUUCACCUCAGAUGGACAGGGCGGCUGUCCUGGCUGAUUUCCAGGCUCUCACAAGGAUCGAGGACAUUGAAUACUGCAUUUCAUUACUGGAAACCCAUCACUGGAAUCUAUCUGAUGCAGUGACUGCUGCAUUCAAAGAAGGCACUUGUGAUGCUGAUAUUGAUGUCACUGCUUUGGGAUCCGCUUCCUCCCCACCUGAACACCCUCCAUCUCCGGUGAUGAGUAGGUCUGCUGUCAUCGACCAACCCAGAGUCAGAUGGAACUCCUCUGAGCAACGCGCCUCGUCUCCUAGUGCCGACCCUUCGUUUACCACUCUUGGUACCUCUUCAGUUCCAGGAACCGGCAGCCAGACAAAUCCUUCUGGUCCACCAGCAACUGAUGCAGCUACUGGACCACUGUUUUCAUCCAGUUCAGUCCGACUUCUGCAAUUUGACAUCCAGCUUGACAUACCUUCAUCGGUAAAAGAAGACGAACCACGAAGUGUUCAUGAGCGCUUCACAUUUCCAGAUACAGAGACUGUAGGUUCGUUGAAGCGACACUUCGUGGAAGCGCAUUUGACGGAACUAACCUUGUUAGCUACUUCACCCGAAUGGGCUUCCGUUUUCCCUGAAGUGACCUCAAAACGUUUGGUUUCUCAUCUGACUUUUGAGGGCUCCGGUACCCAGUGUUUUACGGAUGACUCAGUAACCUUGCGCGAAUUACAUCUGCCCACUUCCACCGUAUUGUCUGCACGGUUGGUGCGGAGCUCCCGAUCUGCAAGCCCACAAACGACCCACCCCUCACCGAUCGAACUCCAAGUUUUGGUUCCCUAUGAAGAUGACUCCACCGGCCAGUCAGCAAUUGAAUUUCGCUCCUACUCACUCCGUCUGCUGCCCCAUUGGCGCCUUAAUCAGCUACGCCAGGACGUUGCCGGAUUGACAGAAAUCCCAGUUGCUCGUCAGUCUUGGUUUGUUGCCCCAUCUACCAGCCCAAAACCAUUGUCUCAUUCCGAUUCUCCGCUCACUCGACUCGUAGAUGCUCUGUCAUGUCCAAACACGAACGGUUUUGACAAACACUCUGCAAAUCCCUCUCUACUGGAGCUUGGACUUCGACCAGAAACUCCUUACAAAUUAUACCUGACGCCACGGCAGAGGACUGUAUCGUCUACGAACGUUGUCGCGAGUCCUAAAGGUUCCACUGUCCCAACAACGAAUGCGCGACAAACGAUUCCGAAAGCGUUUUCGGGGCGAAAAGCAACUCACCCUAGACCCGCUGAGCGGACAGAUGACAACGAAAAAAUUCUGGAACAGCGACACUGCUUCCAGCAACCAACAAUGGUUGUUUUUCUUGAUCUGAAAACUACCUUUGGCUCUGUUGACCGCCAAGCACUAUGGCAGUGUUUGCGGAGCAAAGGUGUCCCCCGUAAAUUCUUGACCCUCAUUAAGGCGUUGUACGCCAACUCCCGCGGCCGUGUACAGGUCUACGGGAAGCUCUCUCCUGAGUUUACCACAUCAAGUGGUGUCCGACAGGGCUGUCCUCUUUCACUUUUCCUCUUCAACUUCGUCAUUGAUACGAUCAUGGAAGACUCACUACCAGCCUCUAAUGCCUGUGGGGCCGAAGUGCUCCCUGGGCCUCCGCUCACAGACAUCGAGUACGCUGACGACAUAGCUCUUCUGGGAUCUGAUCCCGUUCAACAAUCAGAGAUGGAUGACGAUAGUGAAGAUGAAGGAGAGGAUGAAGAAGAAAUGGAUACUACCUGCUGGAGUGAUGAUAACGUUGAGCAGAUACGAUCCGACCUACCUAACCCAUGGAUUUCCCCUCUAAUUUCUGAAUCGAACUGCGCCGGCGAUCCAGGUGAAGCUACGGAACAGUUUUGCGCCCAGUUCAUACUACGUUACUGUGGUGAUGGAGAGACACAAGUCCCACCCUUUAUCACCGGUAGUCUGGACAGUGCGCUGGCUGCCUCUGUGAAUAAAUCUACCGUGGCUGGGCGCAAACCACUUUUCCUCUACCUACAUCAUGAUGCAAGUGUCGCAUGUCACUUGUUUUGUCAACGGGUCCUCUGUUCUACCGGCCUUGUUCGUUUCCUCGGUGACAACGACUUUUCUGUUUGGCCUUGGGACGUGACAGUCCCACGUGCCAAGGAUCGCCUUUUGGGUUGGCUCAAAAGCAAAUUGCCUGGUCUCGUUGGUGUACUAUCCCCUCUUACGGUUGACAGCUACCCCGUGCUGGCUAUGGUCGGCAAACUCGCUGGUCAGUUAGAGGUGUUAUGCACAGUCCUGGGCACUGGAGCUGUCGUCGGCCCGCAGCCCAAGCCAGUAGACGAGUCCGGUUUCCCUUCCUUGGAUAUGUCAGGCGUUGAGACGAUGGUACCCCUUUCCGGUGUAGCUGACGGUGUUUUGAAGUCAGACACUAUUGUGGCUGCUCUAUGGCAGGCUUACACUAGCUAUUCGGAAUUACUUGCCCCGGAGCAAGCUGCAGAAGAGGAGCGGCUUGCCCGACAGCGAGUUAUAAAGGAGCAAGAACAAGCAUAUCAGGAAUCUUUGCGUCUUGAUCGGAUGAAAGUUGAGGCGGCUGAAAAAGAGCGUCUUGAGCAACAACUACUGGAAGAACAACGAAUGCACGAAAAGUACGAAGAAGAACAACGUCGUCUGCGAAUGGUGGCUACUCUUCCCCCCGAACCACCGGCUCCAAAUAGCCUAGCAGCGGCUGCUUUCUUAGCGUCACCCAAAGGCACCGGUGGAAUCGCUUCACUCCGUUUCCGGCUACCGCGUGAUGUUUCAUUGGAUAAAAUAGCGAGUGCUAAAAAUGGCCUGAUUACGCGUCGGUUUGCUGGACUGGAUCAGUUGAAGCACGUCUUUGCCUUUAUGGAAUCUCAGGGUUUCCCACGAGUUCAGUACAAAUUGCUAACCACCUACCCUCGAAGAGAUCUUACGGCCCUCGAUGAGAACGCUACAAUGGCUGAUCUGAAGCUUGUACCUCAGGAAACACUAACCAUCGAGGAGCGGUAACGCUCUAGUCAUGUCUGCCUUCGCGGCUCACAACUCAUCUGUGUAUACAACUCUCCUUCAUGGCUGUGAUCACUCUUUCGGCCUUCAACCCAAAACUGCAUCAGUACUGUUCACUGUCACCAGUCGUCUCUUCGGUAUUUUAUACUGUCGAACUUUACAGAUUUACAAACUGCGCUGUUUAUUAAUCCUCGAACGUCAUGUGACCGAUGUAGCUAACUACGGUCGUUCAUCCAUGCCGCUGUCUUUUCGACCACUAGCCUAUCCCCUCUUUCUGUGCCAGCCACUCGCAACGUUUUGCACUUUUUUUUAGCUGUACACCUUGAUAACCUUGGCCUUGUCAGGCUCCGUUUUUGUCUCGUUUGCGUGACCCGAUUUCCGUCGCCCUAGUUUCCCUUGCUUGGUUAUGUGUCUGCCCUCGCCUUGCUACUUUAUUUCAUCUUUCG